UUUCAACGAAAAUGGCGUCCAAACCGGGAGAAUCAAUUAACCUGGUUAUAAAAUGGAGCGGUAAAGAGUACAAUAUUGACAAUAUAUCCAGCUCAAAUACUGUAGCAGACCUUAAGCAGGCAAUAAAAGAUCGAACUUGUGUUCUUCCAGAACGUCAAAAACUCUUGGGUUUAAAGUACAAAGGGAAACCUCCUGGCAAUGAUGUUAAGUUGGGUGCACUCUCUGUCAAGCCUGGGAUGAAAAUUAUGAUGAUGGGCACAGCUGAAGAAAAUUUGGAAACAAUCAUUAAACCUCCUGAAGACGUUAUAAAGCUAAAAAUUAAAGAGGAUGAAGAUAUAGGUGAUGAAGAAGUGGCUUUGGAAAACAGGGAAGAAUUUUUAGCGAAAGUUCAAAGAAGAGUUGCAUCAUAUCAGAUCAAAGUGCUGAAUGAACCUAGGCCUGGAAAGAAGCUUCUCGUUCUCGAUGUCGACUACACACUUUUCGACCACAAAUCAGUCGCAGAGACAGGCUUUGAUUUGAUGCGACCAUAUUUACACGAGUUUCUCACUUCUGCAUACGAUUGUUACGACAUUGUGAUUUGGUCGGCAACAAGCAUGAAAUGGAUUGAGGCUAAGAUGCAGGAACUUGGUGUUACCAAUAAUCCAAAUUACAAAAUAAUGUUCAUGUUAGAUAGCGAUGCAAUGAUCACUGUUCAGUCUCCCACUUACGGAAUCAUCGAGACGAAGCCGCUUGGAGUCAUUUGGGGAAAAUAUGCACAGUACUCUAGCAAAAAUUCUAUUAUAAUCGACGAUCUAAGAAGGAAUUUCCUUAUGAAUCCAUCAAAUGGCCUUAAAAUUAGGCCAUUUCGAAACGCGCAUGCUAGUAGAGCAACUGACCAAGAAUUGCUACGAAUCUCGAAAUAUUUAAAGAAAAUCGCAACACUAGAAGAUUUUGCUAAACUUGAUCACAGAAACUGGGAAAGUUACAUACACCAUUGAAAGAGACAGAAAAUGAAGGAAGUUCCUGCGGUAAAGAAGCACUCCCAGGACCUACUUUGUUACUUGGAUAGGUUGUCAUGAGAAAUCUACCGCUGGAUUUGGUUCUGAAGAUUUGGGUUUCUUGUGGAGAAAAGUUAAGCUUUAAAUGAAGUUGGAAAUACUUUUGGUAGUAAAUCUAAUUCUUGUUUGAUUAAAGCAAAAAUAACUUAUUCAGAUGAAAUUGUAAACCUUACUGUCCUCCUUAGUUUAUUACUCUCUUAGCAGUGACAA
Molecule: messenger RNA, 1247 nt
Organism: Rhopilema esculentum
Lineage: Eukaryota; Metazoa; Cnidaria; Scyphozoa; Rhizostomeae; Rhizostomatidae
Product: ubiquitin-like domain-containing CTD phosphatase 1
Biological process (GO): protein dephosphorylation; regulation of proteasome assembly
Cellular component (GO): nucleus
Molecular function (GO): protein binding; protein serine/threonine phosphatase activity
Source: RefSeq, a predicted model, not a curated record